Molecule: messenger RNA, 3010 nt
Organism: Hemicordylus capensis (graceful crag lizard)
Lineage: Eukaryota; Metazoa; Chordata; Lepidosauria; Squamata; Cordylidae
Gene: LDHD
Product: lactate dehydrogenase D
Exons: 11
Coding region: 697-2142 (481 amino acids)
Biological process (GO): lactate catabolic process
Cellular component (GO): mitochondrion
Molecular function (GO): D-lactate dehydrogenase (cytochrome) activity; FAD binding; D-lactate dehydrogenase (NAD+) activity
Source: RefSeq, a predicted model, not a curated record
AGCGGGGGGGGGGCGCGGAGGGGAGGGAGGCUUGCCCCGAGGAAGAGGAGGAGAGAGCAUGCCGGCGUGCGAGGAGCUUUUCCCCGUGUUGGGCUGGCUCUCCACGUGCAUGGAGUGUUUCCCCCUUUCCUCCGCUUUUAUUUGCCCCGGGAAGGUCACACGAGCAGCCUCAGAGAAUCCUGGAGUUGGAAGGGGCUACUUGGAGGACAUCUAGUCCAUCCCUGCCCCAUGCAGGAGCCAGGGGCUCAGACCCCGCUGCCCGGCAAGCAUUUGAGGAGUUCCCUCCUCAUUUUAUGGAGCUCCACCCUGCCCCCCACCUCAGUACUAUGAACCCAUCUCCCUCCCAAAGGGCCUUUCCUGCCCCCACAAAGAAUUUAGAGGAGCUGCUGUUUCUCAUGCUGUCUGUACCCACAACCUGAACAUCCCCAGCAGGUGACUGGCCAGCCUCUGCUUGAAGAUUGCCCCCCCCCACCCAGGAGGGAGAGGGAGCCUUUGACCAAGGUGGCUGUGGGGGUUCUGGGGUCCCCAGAUUUCAUUGGACUACAACUCCCAUCAUCCACAGCCACCUUGGUGGAAGGUAAGCGGCUCCAUUGUGGAACUGCUCAGAAGCUUCUCCUAAAGUACGGCCGAAGCCUGCCCUGCUUACCUGCAGCUUGAAGGGGAGAAGCCUUAUUUGUGAAUUCUGCUGCUUGGCCAAUGCAACCUUUGCUCAGCACGAGUUUCUGCCUGGCUCUGCACUGCUUGGGAAUAGCUGGGGAGAAGUUCCCUGCUUAUUACGUGACACCCUCAGAGACCAGAGGUCCUCCGUUACUACCCAGAGAGGAUCGCCUCUCCCAAGACGAAUCCCCACCAGGGGCCUCUCGCCAGGUUCCUCUGUGCUGCUCACCACCUCCGGCUCCUGGGGGCUGGCUGACCGAUGAUUUCCUUGAGGCCCUGAGAGCAGUGGUGGGCGGCCCCAACAUGUCCACGGCCACAGCUGUCUGCGAGCAACAUGGCCACGACGAGUCCAUGCACAGGUGCUGCCCUCCAGAUGCCGUGGUCUGGCCCCAGAACGUGGAUCAGGUCAGUAAGCUGGCAAGAAGCUGCUACAGCCAAGGAGUCCCCAUCAUCCCCUUCGGCACUGGGACAGGGCUGGAAGGUGGCGUGAGCGCUGUGCAGGGUGGUGUGUGCUUUAACCUGACCCAGAUGGACCAAAUCUCGGAGCUGAACACAGAGGACUUCACGGUGGCCGUUCAGCCAGGGGUGACCCGGAAGGCCCUGAACAGCUUCCUGCACGACACCGGACUCUGGUUCCCUGUAGACCCCGGGGCCGAUGCCUCCCUGUGCGGCAUGGCUGCCACGGGCGCCUCGGGCACCAACGCUGUGCGCUACGGCACCAUGCGCCAGAAUGUGCUCAACCUGCAAGUGGUGCUGCCUGACGGGAGGGUCCUGCAUACAGCCGGGCAGAGUCGGAGGCCCAGGAAAAGCGCUGCUGGUUACCAGCUGACCGGGCUCUUCGUGGGCUCGGAGGGGACGCUCGGCCUCAUCACCCAGGCCACCCUGCGCCUGCACGGCGUCCCAGAGGCUACGGUGGCAGCCGUCUGUGCCUUCCCCAGCAUGCAAGCAGCCGUGGACAGCACCGUGCAGGUUCUGCAAGCUGGGGUCCCCGUGGCCCGCAUUGAGUUCCUGGAUGACGUCAUGAUGGGCGCCUGCAACCGCUACAGCAGCCUGAGCUACGCAGAGCUGCCCACCCUCUUCCUGGAGUUUCAUGGCAGCGAGCAGAGUGUGGAGGAGCAAGUUCAGGCGACAGGAGACAUUGUGCACUCCAGUGGCGGCUCCGAUUUUGUGUGGGCGCGCGAGCAGGAGGCCCGGAGCCAGCUGUGGACGGCGAGGCACAACGCCUGGUACGCGGCACUGGCCCUUCGCCCCGGCUGCAAGGCCUAUUCCACGGAUGUGUGUGUUCCCAUCUCCCGCCUCCCUGCUGUCCUGCUGGAGACAAAGAAAGACCUCUUGGAGUCUAAGCUCACAGGCCCUAUCGUUGGACACGUUGGGGAUGGGAACUUCCAUUGCAUCCUGGUUUUCGACUCUGAAGAUGCUGACGAACGUGAGCGAGUGCUGGACUUCGCCAAGCGGCUGGGCAGGUUCAAAGCAGCGGCUAUGUAGGGUCACUCUUGGUUGAGAGUCUGUGAGCCAGACCCACACAUUUUGGCCACUGGGACCAUCUAUUUUCUAAAAGAACAGGCUCAAACUAUCAUACUUCAGAUACAUUAUGCAAAGACCCAGCUCGCUUGAGAAGUCCAUAAUGCUGGGGAAAGUGGAAGGAAAGAGAAGAAGAGGACGACCAGCAGCAAGGUGGAUGGACUCGAUUGCGUCAGCAAUGAAUGAAUGCACCACUAAGAGACCUGAAAGGCCAAGUGGAAGACACAUCAUCCUGGAGAGAAUCUAUCCAUGUGGUUGUGGAGAGUCCACACCAACUUGAUGGCAUUUCAGUCAAUCUAUCACCAUCUCAGGGGAUGAAUGCUCAGGGAAUUUUGGCAACAUCUAGCCCUCUAGAAAUGGAAAACAGGCAACAGCACUGUUGCACUUACAGCUUUCUCUGUGUUAUUACCCCUUCUUUGUCCUUACCCCCAAACUAUUAGGUUAAAAUUGCAGUCAUUUUUGCAUACGGUCAGGGUUAGGGUGACAUUGAACAAAUUGCUGUACUCUCUCCAUGAAGUGAUUUUUGGAAAAUACUCCUGCCAGUUUUUAUUUGCAUUCCUCUGACAUCAACACAAUUUGAUAGUAGCUUUUGUGUUUUUAAACCUUUUAAAAGUCUUUAAAACACCAUAGCAGAUUUGGCCACUGAAAGCUGGAUGGUCUGGAGACACACUGAAAGCUUGUGAUGGUAUCACCUCUUUUCCAUCUCUAGGGGUUGAGGCCUUGUCAAAAAUCACAAUAAGCAUUCAUCCCCUCUGGCUCAUAUAUGAAUAUACACCACACCCCAAGCCCCCGGACAACCAAGAACACAACUGAAAUAAAAUAACAGUGACUA